Messenger RNA from Anopheles aquasalis, 879 nucleotides. RefSeq names its product mediator of RNA polymerase II transcription subunit 8-like. Gene Ontology annotation, molecular function: transcription coregulator activity; RNA polymerase II cis-regulatory region sequence-specific DNA binding. Gene Ontology annotation, biological process: regulation of transcription by RNA polymerase II. The record is from RefSeq and is a predicted model, not a curated record. Gene Ontology annotation, cellular component: core mediator complex; mediator complex. NCBI's taxonomy places the organism in Eukaryota, Metazoa, Arthropoda, Insecta, Diptera, Culicidae.
UUUUGUUCGCCCAAACGCACUCCGAGGAAAGGGAAAUCCAGAAACUGAUAAAAACUCGAUGAAUAGUGGUGCUAAAGUGAAGAUUAGCGUAAUCUCAUGUAAAUCAACAAAACAGUGAGCAUGCAGCGGGAAGAGAAACAGUUUGAAAUGCUGAUGGAGGCGGUGCUCAAUCGGCUGAACGAUUUGAUACACGCUAUCGGCGGCAUGAUACACCGUUUGGAGACCGAGUACGAAACGCUUAACUGGCCUACAUUUCUGGAUAACUACGCGCUCAUCUCGGGUCACGUGACGGGUUUGAUGAAAAUACUGAGCUCGGAAAUCGGGACCCCACUGCGGAAUCUAACGGUGCUUCCGCUGAUGCUCACACAGGAACGCGAUGAAGCCUUGUCCCAGCUUACCGAUGGCCGGGUGGCGAUGUUUUCACACGAUCUUGCACCGGAUUAUCUGCGAACCAAGCCCGAUCCCGGCGCCGAAACCAGGUUAGCGACGCAUGAAACCAAGGCAAACAAUCUUACCAACGAAGCCGGCAUCAAACAGGUUGCACAGUACAAUAAGGUGAUCUCGCACGUCUGGGAUAUCCUGAACAAGGCGAAAGAGGACUGGGAAAAUGAAUCUUCCACCCGGCCAGGCAUCCAGCAGACUAGCUCGAUGGCCGACACUCAGGCGCUGGUGGCUGCCGUGGGUGUCGGUAAUGGAUUGACCGUGCCUGUGGUGCCGAACGCUGGUGUCAUGAUACCGCCCGCCAUUCGCCAGGGCUCUCCAAUGGGCCCGAUUCCGCCGGUCGGUGCGGCUCCGAUGGGGAAAAUUCCGUCCGGUAUUAAAACUAACAUUAAGGCGGCAAACCAAGUGCAUCCGUAUCGACAGAACCAGUCGUAAGAC